This is a messenger RNA of Rotaria sp. Silwood2, 1404 nucleotides long. The record is from the annotation of a GenBank genome assembly. NCBI's taxonomy places the organism in Eukaryota, Metazoa, Rotifera, Eurotatoria, Philodinida, Philodinidae.
AUGAAAUUAAUAGAAUUUUCAAAUCAAGUAGCUGCUCUUACGGUUGAAGAAACCAAACUUAAAAGUCUUCAUCGACGUUUGGAAAUGCGUAUAAAACGAUUUUUACAUCGUACACGUAAUUCAAUUCUCAUACAAGAAAAACUACUCAAUAUAGAAAAACGUUCAAAAAAAGAAUUACUUAUACGUAAAAAUUUAAUUACUCAUGAAAAACCAACAAAAGAAUAUCAAAAGUUAUGGAAUAAUGUCAAACAGAUUGAAGAAGAUAAUAUAAAUCUUGAAAAAAAUAUUCGUUCUCUUUGUAAUAAGAUAAAACAAUUUGAAAAAGAUUCAGAACAAAAUAGAAAAACACAUAAUAAUCAAUAUGAUAUUGGACAAAAUAAUAAUAAAGCAAAAUUAAUACAAGCAGAAAAUCAAUUACAUCGUAUGAACCUUGAAUUAAGCAAAAUUUGUGCAAAUAAUGCUGAAUUACGCACUGAUAUUAAACGUAUGUUAGAUAAACGUCGUGAAAUGAUUGAAGAAUAUAAUCUACUUCGUAUUGCGAUGCAAAAUGCAACUGAUGAAUCUCGUCGAUUGACAUCUGAAUGUUCAGAAAGUUUUGCAAAUCGACGAAAUUUGGUUGCACGUAUGCGAGCUAUUCGUAAGCAACAUGAACGUGAUGAAAAGAAACUAUUAGAUGAUAUUCGUGAACUUGAUCGAUUAUCAGAAAGUAAUCAUGCAUCAAAAAAUUUUAUUUUAAAAAAAUCCAAUAUACGACAAGAACAAAUUCGAUUAAAUGAACUUUUUGCUGGAAAACGUUCGAAAGGAGUAAAAAGUGCAUAUACAGCCGAUGAAUUUCGUCAUUUAUUUCGUAUCGGUUUUGAUCAAGAUUUUUUUAAAGAAAAAGCACUUAAUCGAGCUGUUGAAACAUUUCUUGAUGAACAAGAACAAGUAUUUACACUUUUUGAAUAUGCUGUUGAAUUAAUCAAUGAGCUUGAUCGUCUUCACGAAGAUCUUGAUAACAAACGAAAAUAUAUUUCAAAUAUUUUCUCGAAUGAUAAUAUCGAUUCAUUUGUUAUCAAAGAUAUAUUUGCAACACUGGAAUAUUCUGUAAAUAAAGCUAAUAUGAAUGUUCAAUCACUUAGAACAGCUAAAAGAAAUCUUCGCGAAGUAUUAGAUACUGCUUAUCAAUUAAUUUAUAAUUUAUUUCUUGAACUUAAUUGUGAUCGAAAUAUUAUUUUAUCAUUUGAUGAAUUAAUUAAUGAUCGAAAUAUUAUUGUUUAUUUAGCUACUAUUGAAAGUCGUGUUCAACAAUUAUUAUUUACAACAAAAAUAAAUCGAAAAGGUGGAGGAACUAAUGGUUAUACAGAUGAUACAACAAUAAGUUGGCGAAUAGAUCAUAGAGAUAUUGAUCAACCUUAUAAUUAA